Molecule: messenger RNA, 2412 nt
Organism: Verticillium alfalfae VaMs.102
Lineage: Eukaryota; Fungi; Ascomycota; Sordariomycetes; Glomerellales; Plectosphaerellaceae
Product: S-M checkpoint control protein rad4
Exons: 4
Coding region: 1-2412 (803 amino acids)
Biological process (GO): DNA replication initiation; mitotic G2 DNA damage checkpoint signaling; mitotic DNA replication checkpoint signaling
Source: RefSeq, a predicted model, not a curated record
AUGGCCUCGCCACGCAGUCAACCCGACGAGAAUGCCGCCGUCGACCACGAAAAGCCCUUUCAGCGCGUCGUCGUCUGCUGCACCAGCAUCCCCCCAGACCAGCGAACCGAGAUCGAGAAGAAGGCGCAGGACCUCGGCGGCCACCACAAGUACGACCUCACCCCCGACGUGACCCACCUCAUCGUCGGCCAGUAUGACACGCCCAAGUACCGCCACGUCGCCAAGGAGAGGCCCGACAUCAAGGCCAUGGACGCCCGCUGGAUCGACGCCGUCGCCGACCUCUGGAAGAACGCCGCCGAGAUCGACUUUGCCGCUCUGGAGACCCAGUGGCAGCUGAAGCCCCUCGAGACGAGCGGGCCCGAGCCCGGCGAGGAGGACCGUGUCAAGCUGCUGUGCUGCAUGACGGGGUUUGAAGAUCCCGACGAGCGACAUGCCAUUAUUGAAAAAAUCAACGACAACGGCGGCGUCUACACGGGGGACCUCACGAAACGAGUGACGCACCUCAUCGUCUGCAAGCCAGACGGCAAGAAAUACAGGGCCGCGCGGAACUGGAACAUACGCACCGUCUCCCUGGCGUGGCUGGACCAGAGCGUCGAGCGCGGCAUGAUCCUCGACGAGCAGUACUUCGACCCCGUCCUGCCGCCAGAGGACCAAGGGCGCGGCGCCUGGAACCGGAAUGCCCAGAGGCCGUCGGCUCUCAAGAGGGCCAGGUCGACGGCGGAACCGGGGUCGCGCAAGCUGCGCAAGACGGCCAGCAUGAAGCUGGGCAGCCAGCGCGAGAACCUCUGGGGCGACAUCCUCGGCAGCAAGACGUCCCUCGAGCCCAACACGGACGCCGGCAGGGACGCCACCGAUCGCAUCGAGGUGGCUGACUCGAUGGCCGAUCUCGCGGCGAGAAAACCACAAGCGCCGCCGGGCAUCUUUACGGGAUGCACCGCCCUGGUGGAUGGGUUCGAGUCGUGGAAGGCCAAGGUCCUGAGCGAGACGAUCGCGUCACUCGGAGGCACUACCUGCGACACACUCCAGCAGCUCCUCGAUGCCCGCGGGCCGAGUGCCUUUCAGCGGUUCCUCGUCGUCCCGCAGUCUUCGCAGCCAGAGACGCACCCGCAGUUGCCCCCUGAUGCGUCCAUUGACAUUGUUACCGAGUUUUUUGUCGAACGGUGUCUGCACAAUAAGACGCUCUGCCAACCGAGCGACCACGUCCUCGGCCGCCCGUUUGCCAGGUUUCCCAUUGACGGAUUCGAAGAUCUCGCGAUUUGCACAGCUGGAUUCACCGGCAUUGAUCUACUGCACGUGGAGAAGUGCACGACUCAGCUGGGCGCCAAGUACGCCUCGCGCCUCAACGAGGCAACGUCGGUGCUGGUGUGUCGGUCAGUCAGGGAGACACGGCCGGAAAAGCUGAGGUUCGCCAGGGACAGCAUGAUCCCCGUCGUCAGUGCCGACUGGCUGUGGGCCUGUGUCGAGUCUGGCUUCAACGUGCCCGUCAAGGACUUUUUGUGCACCGGCCUCGGACAGAGCGAGGCCCUGACGCCCAAGGUCAGGACAAUCAAGGACGACAAGAGGGCCGGUCUGCAGAGGAGGACAUCAGCGCCAGCUCGUCCUAGGUCCUCCGACUCGUCAACACGACAGCCCUCGCGAGGCGCCCUCGUCGACGGCGACGCCUUUGCCCAGGAGCCCUCGGCCAGGGGCGCAGGCACGACCAGAGGAACGGAGGGAUCGACACAUUUCCAGACGGCGAGGACGCACCAGAAGGACAGCUUCGGCUCAGGGGCUGUGCCGGCGCCGUUGGCAGACGUCUCGAGCAAUGCCCUCAACAGGAGUCCUUCGCCACCCAAAACGGCACCACCUCCAGCCAAGACAGCAAACACGACGGGUGACGGUUUCUCCAAAUUGGUCGACCUGCCACCUCCAGAUGAGAAUGACCCCGCGCCCACGGCACAGCCCGUGUUGCCAGAGACGGUCGCUGUCCAGGCCGAGGCCGAGGAAGAGCAAGAGGGAAAGCAGGACGCAGAUGCCCACGAUACCUCGGUGACGACGGAUCUCGUCGCCCAAAAACGCGUCCGCGAAGCCGAGACAGCGGCUGAGCGCGCCGCCAUCUCGUCACACAUCGCCUCCCUCAUGAACACGCGCUCGCACGCGUCCGAGGAGCCGACGGGCCCUGAAGGCAGCGACGACAAGCCGCCAGCUCGGCGCAGCGCGGCAUCUUUGGCCGCGCGACGAGCAACGUCUCGGCGGCGUCGAGCGCUUCACACGAGCACACGAGUCGGGGCGGCCGGGCGGUCGUCAGCAGGCGCACGAGGACGCGGCGCCACCCGCCGCCGGCGACACAGGUUCGGAGGGGCAGCCUGUCGGGAAGAAGGCUGUCAGGAGGCGGGCGUUGUGAAGAAGGUUGUCAGGAAGAAGGCGCUGUGA